UCCUAAUACACGAGCAGACACCAUAUCAAGGCCUCUGUGAUUAUCUAGUCCCUUGUCUCCCCCUCCAGGCUGGGCCAUAUGCUGUGGGGCAACUGCAGCGCGGCGGACCACGGCAUCAACCUCCUCCUGCACGCCGGGGUCACGCUGCUCUUCGCCCACACGCUGCUUAACGCCCUCCGCCUCACGCCUCUGCAAGUGCUCCUCAGCGGCCUAACCUUCGCCACGCACCCCGUCCAUACCGAAGCAGUAACAGGUGUGGUGGGUCGAGCAGAUCUGCUGGCCGCCGCGACGUUCCUGGCCUCCUUCUGCGCCUACCACAGGUCAGUGGUAGCGAGUGGCAGAGAGACGGAGCGGUCCUGGCUAAGGUGGGCGGGCGUGUGGGCGUGCGUGGGCGUGGGCUGCAAGGAACACGCCCUCACAGUGCUGGGCGUGUGCGCAGCUUGGGACCUUGCCAUCCACGCCUCAGCACUAAGGAGGUGUGUUCUCGGCAGGUGGGAUUCGUGCCUCCUCACCUGUCUGGCGCGGAGAUUAGGGAAAGUGAUUGGCCUGAGCGUGCUGGUGGUCAGCGCGAGGGUGGGAAUGAUGAGGGCGGCUCCCGUCUUCUCGGAUCAAGACAAUCCCGCCUCGUUCAGCCGCAGUCCCCUUACCAGGUUCCUCACGAAGACUUAUCUGCCUGCACACAACACGUGGCUCUUACUGUGUCCGGUGCAGCUUUCCUACGACUGGCAGCUCGGGUCUGUCCCCCUCGUGACCUCCCUCUCAGACCCCAGGAACGCCGCCUCUUGUGCCCUCUACGGCUGCCUCGUUCUGCUCUUCCUCUCCUCCUUCAGAUCCAGGCACAGCCACGAGGGUCGGGCGGCGCUGUGGGGGCUGCUGGUGCUGGUGAUCCCCUUCCUCCCCGCCUCCAACCUGCUCUUCCCCGUGGGGUUCAUGGUGGCUGAGCGUGUUCUCUAUAUCCCCAGUCUCGGCUGGUGCACGCUGGUGGGGGUCGGAGCAGCGAAGGUCGGAGUGGGGGCAGCGAGGGCGAAGGGAAAGGCCGGGCUGGGACGCACCGCCACCCACCUCCUCCUGGCUCUCCUUCUUGCCUUCUCCUUCAGAACUUUGCGGCGGAACAUCGACUGGAGAUCACGGGAGGAACUUUUCGUGUCGGGGCUCAGAACGCUCCCACACAACGCCAAGAUGCACUACAACUACGCCAAUCUUUUGAGGGACCAACACCGCCCCGAGCUGGCCAUUCUCCACUACAAGGAAGCGAUCAGGCUGUGGUGGGUGUACCCGAGUGCCCACAACAACCUGGGCACACUCCUCCUCCAGAGCCGCCCCCAGGCCAGCGAGUGGGAGGACGAGGCCGAGUGGCACUUCACGGUGGCCCUCCAGACGCACCCGCGACACCAGCACGCGGGGAGGAACCUGGCGGCCCUCUGGCGACAACAAGGGCGCGUCAACCCAGCCGUGUCUCUCCUCGAGUCGCAUUUCGUCCCCGAGGAUGAGGAGGCGGGGGACACGGGCCGCCUCCUCGCCGACAUUCUGCUGCAGGAGGGGCGGCACAAGGAGGCUGAAGACGUGUUCCUGAGGCUCGCCGCCGCGCAGCCCUCCAACCCCGCGGUGCUGGCAGACUACGCCGCCCUCCUGCACAAGUUAGGCAGGACAGAGGCAGCGGCACGACACUUCGAGGCCGCCCUGAGCCUCGACCCCGCCCACUCUUACGCCCUCACCAGCUAUGCCGCGCUGGUCACCGCCCACGACCACCACGCCCACGCCACUCACCUCUACUCACGGCUUCACAGGGCCCUGGCGCGGCGGUGGGAUCCAGACACAGCCAUGGCUCUCGCGCGCCUCUGCAUCCUGAUGGGAAAGCUCACGGAGGCGGACACGGUGCUCAGCCGCCUCACCGCUCACCAGCCCGCACACCUCGCCGCGCGGGUACAUAUGGCACAAGUACGACUACAACAGAGGCACUACGGGGAGAGCGAGAGCCUGCUGGAGGGCGUGCUGAGGGAGGUACCCACACACCACGAGGCGCUGUACCACCUCUCCCUUCUAUACUCCGCCACCAACCGCUCGGGCGAGGCUCUGGAUGCGGCAACAGUGGCGGCCAAGACGUGUGUGGCACCGCGGGACCUGUGCGCCGUGUUGCAUGCUCAUCACGCCGACCUGCUGCACACCCUCACCUUCCUGGAUGAUGCUGUGACGAGCUACCAAAUGGCCGUAAGGAUGGAACCAGCUCUCUCCCGCGCUCACCUUAACCUGGGCGCAAUCUAUCACACACAGGGUCGGUACCAGCUGGCGUGGAAGCACUACCAGUCCGCCCUGACCCGCGACCCUCACAACACGCUGCUGCUGGAGAACAUUGAGAAGCUACAGCGAGCCAUGAACCCCGAGGCGCGAGGACGGUGACCCAGGGGGGCGGGCGUGCACGAGGCCUCCCCGUGAAGAGAUGAAGCUGACGUGACUCUCCUCUCCUCCCCGAUGUAGAAGACAAGACAGUUAUACUGAAUGAUGGACAACUCCAACGUGUGAAUUUUUUUUUUUUUAUAUAAUAUAGGUAGACAGGCCAGAGAUAAAACAGAAAAUAUAAGAAAUAACCAAGAACAUGUUGCCUCUGUCAGUAAUAACGUGGUAAUGAUAAUAUUGUUUUUUAUGGUGUGUGGAUACAUAUCAAGGGUUAAAGAAUUUAAAAUCCCCAGUCUUAUAAAGAAAUCCGAGGGAGAUGCCAGACUGUAAAACUUACCGUAAUUCCAGAGUUGUGUGAUAGUUUGGACUAGUUCGAGAUGUGUCUUAUAUAUUAUUGAACGGUGACAUAUUGAAAAUGGCAUGGCCACCUUCUUGUGAUUCAAUGUAGUAGAGCAGCCACAGGACCCAAGAAGAUGACUGUCAUGAGGAAGAAAUACAAGUGAAGUAAAAAUACAUAAACCCCAACUGUCCAAAGAAAUGACUGACUUAUCUUGCAGAGACCAAUGGAAUGAUUUAUGAGCGUAGCGAGUGAACUACAAACACUAAACAGCCAUGGCAAUGGAAACCUGACUGCAGACACACUUACCCGAGCCCAUGCGCGAGAAUACACACACACACACACACACACACACACACACACACACACACACACACACUCGAUGCGGUAAUGGAUGCAGCCGGGUGCGUGCAUCCCCCGAGAGGACGCAGCAGGCGGUCAGGCCAUGACAUGAGCCGCGAGGAAAUAAUUUGGUUUAGUUAUACGUGAGGCGUGUGUUGCAAUGCCUGAGGGAGGGGCUCGGCGCCUCCACCCAGUCAGUCAGGAAGGCAAACGACACCGCCUCUCCCGCCUUGCUCACACCCGCCUCGGCUUCCAGCGGCACCAACAAUUCUGUGCUACGCGGCUCCUCCCACAUAUUGGUUGGGACACACCCUCCGCUGAUAUGUUGGCCCGUACGUAGAGUGCAGGCACCAGAAGAAAGACUCCUUGCGUACACAUAUUGUAAUUAGGAGAAUCUUUGUGAUCCACUACACAUUCACGCAUAGAGUUGGCUUGUUUACUUAGAGUAAAUUUACCAGUUGAAAGACUCCUAAGAAAAUGUACCGUAUUUACUGCUAAUACUGAAGGUUUAAUAAUAAAGGAUAGUGAGGCAUUAUUUUAAAGUCACAUUAAGGGCUGUCCCAUCGUCCCUUCGUAAAGAACACAUCAUUUUAAUAACAAUGGAGCAAAAAAGGCCAACAAACUCUCUCAGGAAAUAAUAUAUAGCUGUAGGUAAAACUAGUCACACGUAUAAUAACAAUAAUAAUAUUAACCAAAGCAGUAAGUAAGGUAUUAUGUGUGAAACUGUAGCAUAGUAAAAUAUCUGAUUAUUCUGUAACUUUGACGGCCGAUUGCUCUGAGUUGCCAAUAUAAAAACCGACAUAUAUCAACACAACCCUUCAUUUUAAUUGACUUUAUAAGCUCUGUUCAAAUUAACAUGGUAAAUACGCCACUCCCCGUUCGCCGCGGUUCAGUGUGUAUUGUUGGCCAGUCCACAAGCAAGCCAAGUUUGAUGAAUUAUUUUGAGUAUAAUGGCGCCCCACCAUAACCUGCCCCCCUUUCCACCCUUUCCAGUCUCCCUCGCCUUUUUGUCGCCCCCUUUUCAACCCCCACUUUUACUGACCAACUAAACCCCACUCCAACCUAACUCUUUCGCCCCCUCACCCCAGCACCACCUCAUAUGACCAUCUAGUGACCUUUCCUUGACAUAUUCCCAAUACUUCUACUCCCCAUCAUCUUCUCCUUUAGGACAUCCGCGAGCCAAAUCAAUCCAGUGGACAGCGCUACGUCCAAGUAACUCUUAUCUUCUUCCUCCACCUCUUUUAUAACUUUUUCUUCAUUCUCUCUUCAUUUUCUUCAUUUUCUUUAUCUUCUUUUUCGUCCUUUUUGUUUUCUUUUUCAACUUUUUUUUCUUUUCUUUCUCUUUUUCUGUCAUUAUCUUUACUUUUCUUCUUUUUUAUCUCUUCUUCAUUUUCAUUUUUUUCUUCUUCAUCUUCGUUUCCUUCUUCUUGUUCUUGUUCUUCUUCUUGUUCUUCUUCUUCUCCUUCUUAUUUUUCCUCCUCCCCCCCCCCCCUCCACCACCACCACCACUGUCCCCCCAUUGUCCUUAAUUAAGCUGAGUGUAACAUGACGUCAUCGCUUCGCUCACAGACAAGAAUAUAACAAUAGAAUCAAUUAUUUUCGUACAACCAAGAACAAUAAUGAUGAUAAUAAUGAUAAUAAUAAAUUGCUUUAUAUGAGACGUG
Messenger RNA from Eriocheir sinensis (Chinese mitten crab), 4737 nucleotides. Its product is annotated as protein O-mannosyl-transferase TMTC1-like. Bases 79 to 2397 code for a protein of 772 amino acids. The record is from RefSeq and is a predicted model, not a curated record. Gene Ontology annotation, molecular function: protein binding; mannosyltransferase activity. The transcript is spliced from 16 exons. Gene Ontology annotation, biological process: protein O-linked glycosylation via mannose. Lineage: Eukaryota; Metazoa; Arthropoda; Malacostraca; Decapoda; Varunidae.